Molecule: messenger RNA, 12384 nt
Organism: Antechinus flavipes (yellow-footed antechinus)
Lineage: Eukaryota; Metazoa; Chordata; Mammalia; Dasyuromorphia; Dasyuridae
Gene: PSD3
Product: pleckstrin and Sec7 domain containing 3
Exons: 16
Coding region: 50-3229 (1059 amino acids)
Biological process (GO): regulation of ARF protein signal transduction
Molecular function (GO): guanyl-nucleotide exchange factor activity; phospholipid binding; protein binding
Source: RefSeq, a predicted model, not a curated record
UGUGUGUGUGUGUGUGUGUUUUAUUCCCACCAAUCCUUUCAAAGCCCAAAUGAAAUGGCCGCCUCUUCCAGGAAGGCCUCCGAGAUGCUUCCAGGCAGAGACAUUUGUUUGGGUUAACAACGGAUCAGCUCAUUCCAAAAGUGUUGCCAAGGCCAAGUAUGAAUUUUUAUUUGGCAGACCAGAAGAGAAAGCCCCAGAAACUAGUGAUCAUGGAGGAAGCACUUUACUCCCACCCAAUGUCACCAAUGAAUUUACAGAAUACGGGACUAUGGAAGAAAGGGGAGAAGUCCUCAGAGCUUCGCUUGAAUUUGAUGCAGAGAGUCAGCCAUGCUGCUCCCAGGGGCGGGAGCAGGGCCAGCUCUUGGUUGGCCCCCCGUUUGGUCUCGACGGCCCAACUGGAGGGGGACUGAAUCAUGAAAGGGAAGCCUCCUCCCGUAGGCACCUUAAGGAGGCAAGCUUGCCACAGCCCCUGGGCCCCCGGGUCCCCACAUCUAACACCGCAGAGGCUAGCCUGGCUUCCGGAGGACUGCAAGCACCAAAGGUACUAGAAGGAGAUGGGAUUUCUGUUUCUUCACCACGGCGAAUGGAAAAAGCGUCAAGUGCCACCCGCCGGGAAGCCCGAGGAGCCAACAGAGCAGCUGCCACUGGCCAAGAAAAGCCACCAGAAAUACCUCUUCCAGCUGAACUAAUAAAUGAGGAAAAUUUUUAUUUGAGUAUUGAAAAAGAUUUGACUGCCUUAUUAACUGGGGAAACCCAGCCAGGGUUGUCCCAAAUCACAAAUAAUAGGAGGAAAGAGACUGCCAGAGGGCAGGGGACCUUUGUGGACAAGCCACCAGGGGCCCACAAAGUAGAGGGAGCCAUUAGCUUUACAGGGGAAAAAUGGUCCGAUCUGGGGAGAAAGCAUCCAGGACUUGAUGGAGGUACGGUCCAUAGACCUGCAGAGCAGGGAAGCUCGACGGGCCGCUCUGGCAGGAUCAAACACGUAGGAUUUCAAGGGGUGGAGAUUCUUUGGACAGGGGGAGAGGAGGAAGAAAUGAGACGUUCCUCAACAGAUGUGGAGGCAUCUGUGGAAAGGACAGCCUUUUCCAAAAACAAGGAGUUUUCCAAAGUGUCAAGCCAUCCCAUUCCGUCUGUGGCUUUCUCUCAUUCAGUCAGGUUGACGGAGGGUGUUUGGGAUGAACCUUGGAAAGAUUCUUCAGAAAGGCUUGGAACUAGAUCAGGGACAUUUUCUCCAGGAGUGCUUGUAGAAGGUGGAGAGGAUGAAGUGUUUUUGAAGGAAAAUGAACAACAUCCUGAGAAGAAAUCUGUGCCAGAGGGGGAAGUGGAAAGGAUCAUUGAUCAAGAGGAAUCAACAAGAGAAGACGACGAUGUUCUGGGACCUGGGUAUACAGAGGAUUCCACGGAUGUGUAUAGCUCCCAAUUUGAAACCAUUCUGGAUAACACCUCUUUGUACUACAGCGCAGAGUCGCUGGAGACUUUAUAUUCAGAGCCCGAUAGCUAUUUUAGCUUCGAAAUGCCUCUCACGCCCAUGAUCCAACAGCGCAUCAAAGAAGGCAGUCAGUUCUUGGAGCGGACGUCAGGGCCGCAGCAGGAUAUCCUCAGCAUCUCUGCCGAUGGCGGGAUAAUGAUGGGCUACCCUGGAGAGAUCGCCAACGGGACCAGCAGGGCUGAAGACCCCAGCUACACAAAGGGGGCCCUGCAGAAGCCCUUCUGGGGAAGCAACAAUGUUGGGCUGACUACUUCCACUCAAGAUCUCCCUGGUGAAAUGGGGAGUACAGAACUUCUGGAAAAAGAAUCCCCUGAAAACCUCAGCAAUGGAACAAACAGCAACUUGGAAGCUGCUAGACGGCUGGCCAAACGUCUUUACCACCUAGAUCAUUUCAAGCGUUCAGAUGUGGCCAAGCAUUUAGGAAAGAACAAUGAAUUCAGCAAACUAGUAGCUGAGGAAUACCUUAAGUUUUUUGAUUUUACAGGAAUGACGCUGGAUGAAUCUCUCAGGUGUUUCUUUAAGGCAUUUUCUCUCAUGGGGGAAACUCAAGAACGAGAGAGAGUUUUAGUUCAUUUCUCCAACAGAUAUUUUCAUUGUAAUCCAGACACCGUUUUUUCAUCAGAUGGAGUCCAUUGCCUCACCUGUGCCAUCAUGCUCCUUAACACUGAUCUACAUGGCCAUAAUAUUGGAAAGAAGAUGACCUGUCAGGAAUUUAUUACAAAUCUCCAAGGUGUGAAUGAAGGCUGUGAUUUUCCUAGGGAGCUGCUGAAGGCUCUCUACAAUUCAAUCAAGAAUGAGAAACUUGAAUGGGCAGUAGAUGAAGAAGAGAAGAGAAAAUCUUCAGAAGGAACUGAUGAAAAGGCUAAUGGAACCCAUCCAAAGACCAUCAGUCGCAUUGGCAGCACCACUAAUCCCUUUCUGGAUAUUCCUCAUGACCCAAAUGCUGCUGUUUAUAAAACUGGAUUUUUGGCUCGAAAAAUCCAUGCAGAUAUGGAUGGAAAGAAGACUCCAAGAGGAAAGCGAGGGUGGAAGACCUUUUAUGCUGUACUGAAGGGAACAGUGCUUUACUUACAAAAGGAUGAGUACAAACCAGAGAAGGCUUUGUCUGAAGAUGACUUGAAGAAUGCAGUUAGUGUGCAUCAUGCGCUCGCAUCCAAGGCCACAGACUAUGAGAAGAAACCGAAUGUUUUGAAGCUCAAAACAGCCGACUGGAGAGUCCUGCUAUUCCAAGCCCAGAGCCCAGAGGAAAUGGAAUUAUGGAUAAACAGAAUUAAUUGUGUGGCAGCUGUGUUUUCAGCACCCCCAUUUCCAGCAGCUAUUGGCUCCCAGAAGAAGUUCAGCCGUCCACUUCUUCCAGCUACGACAACAAAAUUAUCACAGGAUGAACAAUUAAAGUCACAUGAAACCAAGCUCAAGCAGAUUUCCACAGAAUUGGCUGAGCAUCGUUCUUACCCACCUGAUAAGAAAGUCAAAGCUAAGGAAAUUGAUGAAUACAAACUGAAAGACCACUACCUGGAAUUUGAGAAAUCUCGCUACGAAAUGUACGUCAAUCUUCUAAAAGAAGGAGGCAGGAAGCUCUUGGGCGGCAGCGACAGUGAUGGGAUGGGACUGAAGAAAUCCCACUCCAGCCCAUCCUUGAACCAGGAGGCCUCUCCAGUCAGUGUCAAGGUCAAGCGCAACGUCUCGGAGAGGAAGGACUACAGACCAGAAACACCAAGCAUUAAGCAGAAGGUUACUUAGAAUCCGUUGGAGGACAGGAAGCACUGGUCAUGCAGCAAAAUAUUGUUUUUCAAGAUCUUUCUGAUAAUCUGUGGUUCAUAAAAACAAUACCAACAAAUGAUUCUGUGACUAAAUGGUGCAUUAGUAACCCUUUUUCUAUAGUCUAUUUUUUGUUGUUGUUGUUUUCUGUAUAUAUUGCCAAGGGUUCCUUUUGCUCCCUAUUUUUCUUUGCUUUGAGAAUUUGCCAUUGGACAACUGAUGCACCUUGUUUUGCAAAGGGAAGGGAAACGCUGUUUCUCCAUGAAUGAUGCGAUCCUUCCCCUUGAAUUUUCUCCUGUUUGCACACUGCUCUCUUGUUUUAUGUAUUCCUCAAGUCAGCUGUUACACUUUAAGAAAAAAAAAGUAAUCCAUUGUAAAAGACUUAACUCGAUGAGCCUUGUAGCCUUAGCUGGAGUUCAUCUAAGUCUGGAAUUAGUAGAAGUCUUUGUAAAUGAAACCUUGCACAGUCACAGAAGUGGAACUGACCACUGGUAGAAGUUAGGGGAAGGGCUCUGACACUGGGAAUGAGGAUUUCCCAACGUAAUGCAGCCUUGAGCGCAUUUUAGCACUUAGCAAGUUCUGAACCUUGCCAGUAGCAGGGGAGUAGACUAAGAAGACUGCAGGGAUUAUUAGUCUUAGGCAACUCAUGUUAGCUUACUUGAAACACCAAUUCCAUUGAGAAGUGGAGGAAAGCAGAGUGAAGUCAUUUUGUCCAGUGAAGAUUAAGGGAAGAUUCAUUUCAAGUUAAUUUUGUUUGCCCAUCAACGGCAGGCAUAGCAGCCAUUGGGGAGCUAUGUUCAUGGUUCCAGUUUUCAUCAUCAGGAACAUGACUUGGAUCUGAGGAGGAACUUGGGAUUCUGCACAGUCUGAUUAUAGCCUUUCAUACUGGCAUUAGGUUCUUUCUGAGGAUAUGUAGAUAUUUGGUUAUUUCUUGGCUGUGUGAGCAUGUAGGCAGAAGGGAGAUCUUUGCCCCCAUGUUCAACAGAGUAUUGUUGCAAAUUACUCAUUUUCUUAGGUUUACACAGAGAAAUGAAUAAAUAAGGAAAAAAAAAAAACUUUACAAAAUAGACAGUUCUCAAGGGGUCUGGAAUGAUAAUCUGGUCUUAAUAACCCAGAAAAAAUUGUUUAUGUAUAGUGAAAUCUAGAUCGUAGCUGCUGGAAAUCUGGUGGUUGCAAAUGGGUGACCACUCUUUGCUCAGUUAAUUAUUUUGGUUCCUUUGAUAGGAAACAGGUGAGCAGACCACUUAGCUCAAUACUGCUUUAGCCCCAAUGUCCCUUUCCCUAUACUUGGGAUGUCAACAAAGGAAAUUCUCCCCUUCCAGAGCACUCGUUGAGGUCUUCUCAUGUAGUUGUGAAACAUCUUUUGGCAUCCUGAGUCUUCCUGUGGCAUCCCUUUGGCACUCAGGGGGAAGAUAUGCACAAGAAAGGGAGGCUUGUAGAGAGAGGGAGCAAGAGGGAGACUUUGGCCCACCCUCAAGAAGGAAUCUUCCCCUCCCACCCACUUGAGCAGUAGAGUUACAACAAGUGAAAUCAUUAUGAAAUGAGUCACCUUGAAGCGUAAGUACUUUGACCAAAGAAUUAAAUGCUAUGCAAAAGUGGCAUUAUUCUAAGAAAUGAGAAUUUGCUUUAAAAACCCAAACAAUCUUUUUAGAAGACGGAAUUGACCGGACUUUACAAAUCUUUAAUCCUAGUGGGCUAUUUAUUAAAAUGUAACUUCUGUCAUAUGUAAAAACAAACAAUGUUUAUUUGAUGCCUAGGGAGAUGGGGAAACAGGACAGGCUUUAGCUUCCUGAGGCUAUAGCUUCUCGUAUGACAGGUCAGGCUUGGGACAAAAGCCCUGUUAACUGACCAUCCCUGUAAAUGGGCUACGUUUUUCUGAAAGCUCCAGAAACUGAACAAAAACAAGUUGGAUUUUAUAGUGGUGUGGCCCAGAGUAUUUUGCUUUUUGUAACUGCUCUCUGAAUCUGUAGGCCCCCAUGAGAUAGGAAGAUCCUCCCCACCCCUGUAACCCUUGGACAAAUACUCUUUCCAUUUGAAUUUCCAGCCUAUUGUCUGCCUAUGUAUUUAUCCUAAGCUUAACAUGUUGGAGAGAGGUACCUGGACAAUGCUACUUGUUGGUCUGAGUAACUGAACUCAUAUAAAUUACUCUGCUUGUUGCUUCAAUGUAUGUAUGCAUUCAAUGUGUGUCUCUUUGUAUAUUGUGUGUUUGUUUGCAUUUUGCUUACAACAUAUGAUACAUAUUAAAUGGUACCUUGCCUACAGUAUUACUGGUAUUUAGACUAAUCCUAGAAAUAUUUGGCUAGCCUCAGCAUGAAUAAGGCAUUAUUUCCAUUGCCUUCUUCAUGGAAGCCUUUUUUUACUUUUGGUUAUGCUGAUGAAUUAUUCAUCUGAAUUAGGAGGAUAUACUUUUAUAUUUUAAGCUGCUGUGUACUAUGUUUAUAUAGAUUUAUUUUAAAAAUAAUGAAUACAGAAAUUGGUGUUGUGACCCAGGGUCACCCCUUACUCCUGUAUAAUGCCAGUCUAUCAUUAGUUGUUGGACUAGGAGCUCCUUCCUUCCAAUCCUUGGUUAAUACAAGUCACGUCUGAUUCUAUAGGAAGCAACCUUCACAGAAUUACAGUGAGACUAGCUCAGAACCUCUGAGAACUACAACAGUGGUUCUCACUCAUAGAAGUCUCUUUCUAAUGGCAUCUAGCCAAGGAAGAUGAAACAAGGUUUCAUUUAGACUUCCUUUUUUCCUGCUGCUUACUUUAUGGUACAGAAGAACUUUUCUUCCCUUCUUUUUCCUUUUUUUAAUGAGGUACUACCCAUAGCUUUUCAAAUCCCUACCUCACCUUCCCUGAGUUGAAGGCAUCAAGAUGGACCUGAGUUCCUCUGACCUGUGGCAGACCUCUCUUUAAGUCAAGAUACCCUUAACUUAAAAUCAAUCCAUCUCAGAUUAAAUUAGAUGAAAGACUUGAUACUAGUUUGUCACUCUUUUAAUAGUCUCAUUGCUGAAUUUGACCAAUAUUACAACUGUUUCAAAUAAAAAACUACACGAGGUUCUUCACAUUUAGUGUUCCCACCUAAGUCAGAGUUCUAUAGGAAUGAUUUUUUGGGAAUUGAGAUAUUUUGAUCCCAGCUCACAGCUUGGGAUUUUGUAUUUAAGAAACCAACCUCACCUUAGAAAUUUCUAAUUUAAUUAACCACUCAGUAUUUCUGUGCAUUUUCUUGUAUCUUAAUACCAACAGGUUGGGCACACCUGGAGUGACAAAAUAAUAAGAUUUAUUAUCAUAUUUUCUUUUGCCAUUAGAAGUACUUAUUAAUAAGCUGGUGCCAUCUUCAAAAGAGUCCUGGGCUUCUCUGACAGUAGUGAGGGUCAGUCAAUGGAUGGUCAGGGGUUUAGCUACUGGUACUAUGCAUCAUGGAUGGAAUUGACUGACCCAUUGUCAGUGGUCAGUACCAUUGUUUUCAGAUUUCCCUAAUUUUCACAGUCCCUGGACUUUCUAAUCUUUGGACAAUCUAAAAGACUAAGGACUACUCAGGAAUGACUUGAAGGAAACAAUUGUAAGUGGAGAAUGUGGUGGACAGAAAGAAGCCCCUUCAGUUAGGGGGUGUCAGUGUCAUAAAACACUCACCUGGAAGCAACCAGCUCUGCCCCCUCUGAUUUUUCCUUUUGGCUUGGUUGACCUGUGAGCAACCAGCUUUACUAACUCUGACUUCUUUUUUGGCUUAGUUGAGAGGUUCAAGGAUGCACCUUGAAAAAAAAGAUACCUUCCUGCCAAGUCUAGGGAUUCAUUUUGCUUAUUUAAAAAAAAAAAAAAAAAGUCCUUUAGCAAUCUUUUUUUUUUUUUUUUUCUUCUUUCUUAAAUUCACCACUGAAAUCCUCAUUCUACUGGAGGGCCAAGAAGAGAGUCCAAAGAGCUGUACCUUUGCUUCCACUUUGAAACUGCUGUGGACCUGACUUAGGACCUUUUCUUUUAACUUGGGCACUGAGACAAUUUAGCCAUCAAAUGCCAGAAAUACUUCUCAGUCUUUAAAACUCACACUAUAAGCAGAGCACAAAAGAGAUUCCUUACAGUAAUCAAAAAUAAAGUUUGUAUAUAGUGGUGCUAUAUUGGACUUAAAUAGUUCCUCCAUUCCUUGCAUGGGAUACCAAGUUACUUGAGCAGAAAAUCACUCCCAAGUCAGCUAGAUGAGCCCUCUUGCUCUCAAAUCUUGCUCCCUAUUUGCCUGCUUCCCUUAAAUUAGGCCAAACUGCUAAUCUGCCUGAGAAUUUGUGGUUUUCUUUCCUUUUGCUUUUUAAAGGUCAGGCACCAGCACCUCAUCAGAAGGGAUUCUUGGGAAACCUGACUGCUGAUGUACUAAAAUGAGGAAAAAAGCUACAAAGGGCAGUUUCUGAUUCCAUCUCAGUUCCCAGAUUAUCUGCCUUUUCUAAAUCAAUCUCUUUCCCUUUCUCCUUCCCUUCCUCCCUCACUCCUUCCCUCUUUCCUUCCCCUUUUCCCUCUCUCCUUCCCUUUUUCCCUUCCUCCUUCCCUUUUUCCCUCCCUCCUUCCCUUUCUCCUUCACUCCUUCCCUUUUUCCUCCCUCCUUCCCUUUCUCCUUCUCUCCUUCCCUUCCUUCCUCUCCUCUUCCUCCCUCUCUCCUUCCCUUUCUCCUUCCCUUCCUCCCAAUUUCCUUCCCUUCCUUUUUCCCUCCCUCCUUUCCUCUCUCUUUUCCUCCCUCAUUCUCCCUCCCUUUCUUCCUCUUUUCCCCUUUCUCUCUCUGGCUACAACUUCAGUGAAGUGGUAGACUAGUGAAUUUUUUCAGUCCUCCUGUACCUACAGUAUGACCUAUUUGGAUGAUCUUACAAUAGUACUCUGGCCCAUUGCAUGCUGGGAGUUGGUCUUCAUGGAGAGAAUUUCAGUAAAUACUUGAACCUGCAUGACAGAUUGUAGACUUGAAUGCCACAGUAAGAUAGUAUUACAAUAUGUGUAACUAUACUUAUGAUAGGGUUCCUUAAGUUUCCCUGGUUCAUUCAUAGUAAUUUAAGUGUAUCUGCAGUGACAUAAAGAUUCAUACACAUAAUGUAUCAUGCCACAGAAAAGGCUGUCUGCCACCUCUAAAUAUAUGUGUAUGUGUGUGUGUUUGUGUGUGUGUGUGUGUGUGUGUAUAUAUGAAUUUACUUGUAUGCAUAUGCAUCACUGUGUGGUUUGCAUAUCAAUAUAUGGUACAUGUAAACAUCAGAAAGAUUUUAAAUUUUAUUUUCUCAAAUAACCAGUGUGAUUUUAAAAAAUCCUAAUGGAAUUGGUUAUAUAGUUCAGCCAUUAAGAGUGUAUAGUAGCAUUGUUUUAUUAAUCAAAAAUUCAAAUAUUUUGUUUAAAGGGUUUUUAAUUGAAAAAAUUCUUAUGUUACAAUUUAGCCUGAAUUUCAAAAACUAUAGAGCAAAAUGACUAGCUACAGUGUGAUGGUUUCAUGGAACUAGUUAUAAACAUAUGUAUAUGUAUCCACAUAUGUUACUUAUAUAUGGAUACAUAUAUACACUAAGAGGAGAGCUCAUAGUGAUUUGAAAAGUAUAGGGGAAUAAAGGGAAAGAAAAACAGGAGACAGCCUGUCUAGUCUAAGUCUUGAGUAUUUACAGAAAUUAAAAUUUUUUAAAAAUUAAAAAAAAUAUAUAUAUAUAUAUAUCAGAUCAAGUAGUUAGUUUUGAUUGGGCUUAAUACAAUGUGUGCUUAUUUAAAGCACACCUUCUUUAUUGCUGUAAUUAGCCCAAGAGAACAGAGAUUUUCAGGAACACUAGAGAGGCUGAUACAAUGUCAUUUACAUAUUCAUAUAUAUUUUUCAAUGGAUAAGCCUAGGGCUGUUCCAUACCCUCUGAGAGUAAAGUAUCACAAAUAUGGCACCUGCAUAGUGGGGAUCUUCUCAAGGCAGGAUGCCAUCUUUUUAGAUUCAAAACUUAAAUUAGGUCUCCAUGAAAAUCUUGUUGCAGGCAAAGGCAUUUAGAACAGUUAAAUAGCUAAUAUUUUUGUACUUCAGUAUCACUGUUUUUCUGCCUCUCCCCAAAGAUGAGCCGCUGCCUUAGUUGUUUGAGCUUACCGCCUGUCUUAUAGUGUAGAAAUAUAUAACCAGAGACUCAGAUCUAUUAACUAGCAUGUUGGGUGUUUUUCAAGCAGUGACUGAGAGUGCGUAUGUGUGCGUGCAUGUGCAUAUGGUUCGAAUGCAGUGUCAGGCUUGUUUUCAAACACACUGCCCAAAGUUCUUUGCUUCUGUUUCUGAGAAGCAGGGGUCUAGGAGGGCAGAAUAAUUUCACAGCUCUGAACAGAGGCAGUAUGUUAGUUGUUUUUGGUUGUUUAUGUUCACUCUGUAGUCUCAACCUUUUUUUCCCCAAUUAUGUUUUUUCAUUCAUUUUAAAAUUUAGGUGGAUUGGCUCUGUGACUAAUAAGCAGAGCUUUUAGUUUUGCACCGGUAUAUUUCAUUUUUGGAAUUGUGGAGAUUUCUAUAAACAUCCAUUCAGUUCGCAAAUAAUAUAAAAGGAGUAGUUAGUGGAAAUGUUUCUCUUUAUGCCUUAAGCCUUUAAAGUAACAGGACUUUUGGGAAAGCCAUGAAGAUUUUUGUUUGUUUGUUUGUUUUAAUUUUUAAAAGCCAAGUAAGCACUGGGCCUGUGUAUAAAUACUAAUUUUCUGUUUUGAUUUUUUAAAAUUCCAGUUAGAAUAAUUGGAAUUUUUAGAUCUAAAGAAACAGAAGAAUUGACCAAACUGAAGUAUGGGUGAAUUAAGCAUUUCCCAUUUGACUUAUAUAUUAUAGUUAAUAAUUCCAAGUUCUUUGCCUUAGAGAUGAGGCACGAGAUUCCCUCCCACACACACAUUUAGAUUAUUGGGGGGGACGUUUACACAUAUCUGGGACCUUUAGCAGACAUAGACAUGUAUAUACAUACACAUACACAUGCAUGUUCACACUGUGAAUAGUCUGAAUUAUGCAAACCCAACUUCAUAAGGCUGAGAGAUUCACAGUGUUCAAAAGACAUGAUGAACAAGGGUCCAAGAACUGAAGCAGAGAAGUAUUUACCCAGGGUUUAAUAGUAAUUUCAGCUCUUAUGUUUUGACUUGCACUUUUUACCGAUCAAUAACUAUGCAUGUGCACAAAGACAGAUCCUUUCAUAUGGUAUCACUAAGUUAGAGCUUUGGGUAAUGCAUUCAUGAAGCUCCUCAGUAACUCACAGCAGCCAGGAGAAGCUCUGGAAGACCUUUUUCCUGAGAAGGAAAUGCUGUUGUGACAAUGUACCUCUUGGGGCAAAGAGUAAACAUGCAGGGAAGAGAGAGAAGAAUUGGCUCUAGAAGAUAUACGAUUAGUUUAUUCAUACCCUCUUUUACCUUAGAGCUGUGAAAGUAAUGAUCAAAUUGAAGAGUAGUCGGGCAUUUAUAGGAACAAAAAAAUGCACUUUUUUUUGGGGGGGGGAGGUCAAUGAUCAAGAUGAGAAUGGAGGUUGGGAAAGGACAUUGAUGAAGGUACAUUUUCCUUUGCAGGGUAAACUGUAAAUUCUGAAUAUUCACUAUAAAUAAAUACCUGGUCACUAUUUCUGGAAAUGUUACUUUGUGGAGAGAAUUUUGAAGUAUGACUUUUCCUUUUUAAUUUUCCCACCAGCUUCUGAGGGUUCGUGGGCUGUAUAUUCCUUCCUGAGGAGUAAGACUUUGAGGUAGUUUUUAGUUUAAGACUGAUAUCACCUAACUUGAGAUGUUCUCUCUAUCCCUGUUACCCUCCUGGAGGUUCAGAGCGUUUUAGUAUGUGCCAGAUUCUUACCAAUGGAGGUCGCUGCCCCUCAUGAUUUUAUCUGAUUCCGAGCUCUUUGAUGAGCAACACAUUUGAGUUUCCAAAGCUGAUUUCUAUGCCUUGGGAAUUCAACUGGACACCAGCUGGCAAGAGUGAGAGGCACUCCUUGAAGGGCAUUCCCCAGUAUGGCUGACCAGGGUCAGCGGAAUCCAGUCAAUCAUGACAUUGAUCUCAAAGUCACGUUUAAUGCACAUGAAAUAACAUAGCAUAUUAAACUCCUGACACUGGGGACAGAACUCUUCGUGCCUUUUUGCAUCCUAGAAAUGAAAUAGAAAAAAAACCCAAUUUGUAUUUUAUUUCUGUGGGUAGGGCCAGAAAGGCCUUUAAAACACUCUUGCUCAUCAGUGUUGCUCAGUCCAAAAAGAGGUUCCAAAUGAGGAUGGCACCCUCCAUAUCCAACAAGCAUCUUUUUUCUGCCUCGUGUUUUAGAAACCUUUUUCUAAAACUGUAAUUGAGAGUUCCAGCAGUGAUACAAGCUGAGAACCUCUAUCAACAGCAUAAAACUUAUGCUGUGGUUUAGGCAGAAUGAUCUUUGAAUAAAAUAACUUUUCUAUGGUGUUAAUUGGGCUACACUCGUUGUGACUCAAAAGUAGCUGGCAGAACAAUGCAACAUGUUUUUCCAGGGAAGUGGUGGGAAAAGGCAAAGUUUUAGAAAUAAUUUUUUUCCUCAAGCUGAGUGAGGUGGCUAAUCCCCCUCCAUCUUCAAAAUUUUCUCCACCCAAUAUUUCAAUUUCAUCUCAGCCCCCAGUGCCAUAUGUCCCCAGCAAAUGGUGAGUGUAAUUAGCAGCAAAGUAGCGAUCUACUCCAGAAGCAUUCUCAAACUCAACUAAGUUAGGGAUACCACACCAUGUCCUGCCUGCCAACACCACCCACUUGGUACAGGAAAGGUCAUUUCCUCGUAAAUUAAGGCAUUCAUAUGAUGGUCCUAUCUUGACUCAAACAAAGAUUAGUGUGGAUAUGGUGAAAGUGUUUAAAGAAUAUUUUGAAUAUUAAGUUUACAUUUUGCAAUUGCUUUAUUUUUCAUUAAGAUUGCUGUAUAUAAAUAUUGCCCUCGCUCAUUGUUGUUAAAGUAAACAAAAGUAUGUAGACAGUGAGUUACCUGACAUGUAUAGAAUCUGUGAUAUAUGGAGUACAUUUCUCUAUCGUGUAAAUGUUUAUGAUUAGAACCGUUCCUCUGUGUUUUUAUAGGUUGCAGAUAAUUUGUCGCUUUACGACGACAGAGUUUAUUGCAUUCAAAUGAUUUUUAUGUAAUAGAAAUCAUGCAAACCUAGUGAAGGAUUUAAAAUAUGUAUAUGAUAUAUGUAUAUGUACAAACUUUAGAAAGAAAUAAAUUCAAUGUAUUUCAACCUCUGUA